Staurois parvus is the source of this 273-nucleotide messenger RNA. NCBI's taxonomy places the organism in Eukaryota, Metazoa, Chordata, Amphibia, Anura, Ranidae. The record is from the annotation of a GenBank genome assembly.
AUCAGCUGUGUCCAAUCACAGCUGAUUGCAUGUAAAUGAGGAAAUGCCAGUUAUCGCCAUUUCUCUCCUUACGAGUUGUCACGCUGAGAGCUCGUGAGGAGAGCCGUAUAGCCCCAGCUGUGCCACCUGUCAGUGCCCAUCAAUGCCACCUGGCAGUGCUCAUCAGUGCACAUCAAUGCCACAUAGUGCCUACCAGUGCACAUCAAUGCCACAUAUCAGUGCCCAUCUGAGCUGCCUUUCAGUGCCACCUAUUAGUGCCAGUCAGUGCCACCU